Messenger RNA from Kwoniella mangroviensis CBS 8507, 777 nucleotides. RefSeq lists its product as uncharacterized. The record is from RefSeq and is a predicted model, not a curated record. NCBI's taxonomy places the organism in Eukaryota, Fungi, Basidiomycota, Tremellomycetes, Tremellales, Cryptococcaceae. The coding region runs from base 1 to 777 and encodes 258 amino acids. The transcript has a single exon.
AUGCUCGUCCUGGAAUCGCAGGGUCCAUCAAAUGUGAUGAACAUGUCCACUUCAAUCGAUGCCAAUGAUUUGAAUACGGCAACGGCAGAAGACUCUAUUGAUACCACCCUCCCUUGGAAAGAGAUCUUUCAGAGCAUGUCAUCAAAUCAUGAAGCCCUUCAGCACGACUACGAUCGAUUCCAAUCCGUCAUCCAAAAUACGAAGAUUCGCGAUACUCGAACAGAAGAUCUGGAGCUGGAACUUCUUCAUGCAGGAGAGAAGAGUCUCCAGUCUUAUGUUCACAAUCGUGAUUCAAUCCUGAACUUCAACUUCAUUCCUGAUCCACUGAUAGCUCCCCCCGAUCAUUCAAUGGUCAACACCUUUCAGAAACUCGAUGUUGAUAUGAACACUCUGAUGGAGAAAUGGAUAAACAGGACCAGGCCACAUAAGACUGAAUGGUCCAGAUGGGCUAUCAAGACAGUUCGUCGAGCUAUCACUGCUAUAGACACUUUCCAUAUGUCAAGAGAAGCUUUUAACCAAGCUGGUACCAAUUCAGAGGACUAUGAGUUUCUGCAGGCUGAUAUGUAUGAUGAUGAGAUGAUUCUAACCCAGAGCCUCGAAGAUCUACAAGCUCACGAAAGUGAAAUAACCAAAGUAUUGGAAUUGUCAGGCAAUGAUGAUCCCCAACAACACUUACUGGCCUCUGAGUAUACGGAAUUAAAGAUCGCCCUGAAAGAGUAUAGGGAUAAUGGGAGGUUUGAUAUGGAUGAUAUGGGUGAAGCGUUGGAUGAUUUCUAG